AAGCCGGGGGCGCACGGCGCGCGAUUCCGCCGUUGCUCUUUGGAUACCGCGCACCGCGCGUGUUCGCUUCGGAGCUUCAGUUUGUAUUCGGUGUUCAGUUCAGCUCGAUUACCGUGACAACAGCGUGAGGACGGUACGCACAGUGACGGAUACACCAGGAUACUCACCGCCGCGAAUCCGCGAUUUCGAGCCGGGCGCGCGUCUCUCGCGAAAUUCUUCCCCCUGCGCGCGAAUUAUCAUCGAUCGCUCGAAUCUCUGGAUCCGAGAGGACCGCCGUGCCGGCGAAGAUUUCUCUCACGCCUUCGCGGCAUUCGAUUCGAGGGGAGAGUGGUGCGCAUUUGUGCCGUUGAUUGUCAAGUGAUUUAAACCAGAGAAAAAGAGGAACGAACGUAAGAGACGUGAGAGAGAGAGAGAGAGAGAGAGAGACUCAACAAGGGAAAAUGUUGCCGCCACGAAUACUCGGCCUCCUGGUGCUUCUUCUCGCCGUGCAAGGCUUAUGUAAACCGACUAAGAGUACGGAGGACCUGAAUUACGAGGAUGAUACUCCUUUCGAUGAUGAUAAUAAUGAAGAAGAUGAAGACGAAGAGGCUGACAAUACCGGCACCGCCGAGGUGCCUCCGCAAAUCUUAUCACAUGCAAUGAGCAUUCGCGUAAAAGCUGGAGACACCGUUAUACUGCCUUGUCAAGUGGUCCAUACAGACAAUUAUGUGGUCGCGUGGUUGAAGGACGAUAAGUAUCUGUACUUCGAAUCUGUACCGCAGACAAAUACUGAGGACGGCAAGAGAAUCGUACGAUUGCCGAAUAACAGCCUAGUGAUCUACAAUGCGACGGUCGAGGACAGCUCCAACAAUUAUAAAUGCAGCAUUCUACAAAAUCCUCACUCCAUAGAUUUGACUCACCGUCUGUUGGUUGAUGAAAACCCACGUCAAGAAUCCACGCCGCCGCAGUACUCGCACAAAGGGAUUAUACGCGUGAGGCCCUCGAAGAAGGUCGAAGUGAACCAGGGCCAUAAUAUCACGCUCGGUUGCGAGACCGACAUACAGCCGCCGCCCGAGAUCAAGUGGUUCAUUGAGAACAAGAAGGUGGAGAAUUACGAUCCCGACGUGAUCCUGGACGGAAAUUACAUCACGAUAAAGAAAGUGAAUGAGUCUCAUAGCGGCCUGUAUCAAUGCCUCGCUGAAGAUGGUUCGGAGACGCCGGCGAUGGAAGCGAUCAACGUCGUUGUGAAUUACAAACCUAAGAUCGAGGUAGACAGAAUAGUCUACAGUGGUGCGGGUAUAGAGUCGGAAAUUACGUGCAACGUGAGCGCCCAUCCCGUGGCAUUGGUAAUGUGGUAUAAAGACGACAAAAUACUUACGCAGAAGAAAGGAUCGGUAAUGAUGUAUCACAGGAUAAUACCAAAUAGUAACAAGACUAAGCACAUUUUAAAAAUCUUGCAUACUUCGGCACGGGAUUUCGGCGAGUACAAGUGUCGUGCAGAUAAUACCAUUGGUCAUGUCGUUAGAUCUAUUAUCCUGACAGGUGUACCUUCGCAAGCGAAGAUAUCUGGUGCCGAAAUGACUGAUGAUGAUGCAGGAAUUAUUCUGAAAUGGCAUUUGGAAAGUUAUUCGCCGAUUAGCGAAUACAAGGUACAAUAUCGUCGCAAGGGUAACUCGAAAUGGAACUUCAUCGAGCCUGAAGUCAAAGACGGUAAAGGAAAUCAAUUUAUCGUAGAAUGUCCAAUUCCAGAACUUCAGCCUGGAUCUUACGAAGCGAUCCUAAAGGCUAGAAAUGGAUUUGGAUGGUCUUUGGAGUCAGAACCGCAUACAUUUAGUAGUGAUUAUCCCCCUGAUUUAGCAUUAAAAGAAAAUUCGGCAACUGUACGAUCUCCCGGAACGUUUCUAACGUUGAUCCUAGUCGUUUUAUCUUGUGCCUUCACAAGUCUGUAACUCUUUACUUAAAUCUCUACUAAAGUAUGUAGGUAAUUUGCUGCAGCCAAAGCAACACCAGCAAACGCUAUGGUGGAUUUAUUAGUGUAGGAACACUUAGGAGAGACAUAGCGCUAAUAGCGAACAUAAAUAUUUUUAGCGCAAAUUCCCCCUUCUCUAUCAGGAUAUAUUUUAUUUUAUGUACAUAUAUAUUUAAUAAAAUAUUUUCAAACAUGCGGGCAUUAUCGAGACACAUUAAUAUACAUUUUACAUAGUCGAAAUUUCGUGAUUAAUAUUGAUUUACAACUCACCUAGGUGUUCCAUUAAGAUGCAUUGUAAAGAAAAAAAAUGAGCAUUUUAAUUGUAUCGUAAAAUCACGAAUAAUUAUUAAGAGAUAUUGUACUUUA
Trachymyrmex septentrionalis is the source of this 2314-nucleotide messenger RNA. RefSeq names its product neurotrimin-like. Gene Ontology annotation, cellular component: neuron projection. The coding region runs from base 441 to 1928 and encodes 495 amino acids. The transcript is spliced from 10 exons. Gene Ontology annotation, molecular function: protein binding. NCBI's taxonomy places the organism in Eukaryota, Metazoa, Arthropoda, Insecta, Hymenoptera, Formicidae. The record is from RefSeq and is a predicted model, not a curated record.